This is a messenger RNA of Purpureocillium lilacinum, 1626 nucleotides long. Lineage: Eukaryota; Fungi; Ascomycota; Sordariomycetes; Hypocreales; Ophiocordycipitaceae. The record is from RefSeq and is a predicted model, not a curated record.
AUGGCGCCGAACCAAAGCGGGAAAGCCGAUGCCGCCUCGGCUGGCCAAUUUGUUCGCGGCUUUUCGCAACUGACGCGCAACGAUGGAGCUCUGGUAGGCGGAAAGAACUCCUCCCUCGGCGAGAUGAUCAGCACUCUUCGGGCUAAAGGGGUCCCCGUACCACCUGGGUUUGCAACAACCUCGUACACAUAUUGGCACUAUGUGGAACGCAACGGCAUUAGGGACAAGAUUGCCACACUGGUCAUGGAUUGGCAACAAGGGAGACUCAAUCUCGUCGAGACUGGCAACAGGGCUGUCAGAGACGCGUACCGCAGGCUCUCAGCCGACGCCGGGAUGGACAAUCUGAGCGUUGCAGUUCGCUCGAGUGCGACAGCCGAGGAUCUUCCAGAUGCAAGUUUUGCAGGCCAACAGGAGAGCUUUUUAAAUAUCUCGGGCGAAGAUGAACUCAUGGAUGCUUGCCGACGGUGCUACGCCUCCCUUUUCACUGACCGAGCCAUCAGCUAUCGCCAGACGAAGGGGUUCGAUCAUAUGAAAGUUGCGCUCUCUAUUGGAGUGCAACGCAUGGUUCGAUCCGACGUGGGCGGCUCUGGCGUCAUGUUCUCUAUCGACACUGAAACAGGUUUCGACAAGAUCGUGCUCAUCAAUGCAUCAUGGGGCCUCGGUGAGAAUAUCGUACAGGGUACUGUUAACCCUGACGAAUACCAAGUCUUUAAACCACUGCUACGACAAGCAGACCUAGUCCCUAUACUGGAAAAGCGGUGUGGAGAGAAGGCACUCAAGUUGGUAUACGGUAAUGCGGGGACACCGACGCGAAACGUGCCCACCUCGAGGGCAGAGCGGGAUACAUUUGUGUUGAACGACCGGGAAAUCCUCCAGUUGGCACACUGGGCUUGCACAAUUGAACAGCAUUACGGCUUUCCAAUGGACAUAGAAUGGGCCAAAGACGGUGUCAUGGAUGAGCUAUUUAUCGUCCAAGCUCGGCCGGAGACAGUACAAUCGCGUCGCGCUACAACCAUGCUCAAGACGUACAAAGUAAGCAACGCGGGCCGCAUUCUUGCCACUGGCCAUUCCGUCGGGGACGCCGCCAUCUCCGGUCAACUAUGUUUAAUCGAAUCGACCAAGGACUUAAGCAAAUUCGUCGACAACUCUAUUCUCGUGACCGGAACAACCGACCCGGACUGGGUGCCCGUCAUGAAGAGAGCCGCGGCAAUCAUCACUGACCACGGCGGACGUACCUCGCAUGCGGCUAUCGUUAGCCGUGAGCUAGGGUUACCGGCCAUUGUGGGAUGUGGCAAUGCCACUUACGUUCUCCACAGCGGGCAGGACGUCACUGUUUCUUGCGCCGAGGGCGAUCGCGGCUUCGUGUACGAGGGAAUUGCCAAUAUAGAGACCGAGAUUAUGGAUCUAAGCCAACUGCCGGUAACUCGGACUAAUGUCAUGAUCAAUCUUGCCAACCCAGCAGCCGCUUUCCGUUGGUGGCGGCUCCCAGCCGAUGGUAUCGGCCUUGCCAGGAUGGAGUUCGUUGUUACCAACGCAAUCCGGGUCCACCCCAUGGCACUCGUCCACUUCGACCGACUCAAAGAUGUUAAAGAAAAAGAAGAAAUUAGUCGCCUGACUGCCGGUUAA